Dibothriocephalus latus is the source of this 1035-nucleotide messenger RNA. Lineage: Eukaryota; Metazoa; Platyhelminthes; Cestoda; Diphyllobothriidea; Diphyllobothriidae. The record is from the annotation of a GenBank genome assembly.
AUGGAAGCAGCUUACUGGAAGUGCCCUAAAACUUUUGCACCAAAUGACGCAAUUUUCAUCCUCACCAUCUUCGUGAGUUGCGUGAGUCUGCUAGCAAACCUUACUGUCUUCAUACUGCUCUGUAUCCUAACAGACAAAAGCCGGACCUUUCUAGUACAUCUGCGGACUCUCACGGCUUCUACAGCACUAUGCAGUCUUAUGGGUUUCUUCAGACACGUAAUACCUCGGCGAGGCGCACCGAACAGCCCUAUCUUGGGUACUAUUGUGUGCCAUGUUUGGUCAAGCCGCUAUCUAUUCGACGUCACUUACGUCUUCAGCGGUCUCAACCUCAACUUCAUUGUGGGAAACAGGGCACUUCAGAUAUCCGGCAAGUACCAGGACUCCUUUGCGCCUUCUCUCUUCUCCGACCUCACUUAUGUGAUAAUUAUUGGGAUAAGUAGUAUUUUCUGCGUAUUCAGCCAAGUUUUUGUUGUGCAGUGGAAUGGUAGUUAUUGUGCCUGCAAUGAUACAGACCUUAAAUAUGGGGCUGUUGUGGCGGCUUACGUGGGAAACUUUGUCCGUUUCGGUCUGGUGGCAGUCAUCAGCCCUGCCAUCUUGUGCGCCUCAUGCUAUAAGAUUGUCCAAUGGGUGCGUAACACACCAGCGGAGAAGCUUUCGGACGACUGGAAUGGCCCGAUUUUUCCCGGAACAACAGAUGAACAGGCGGUGGAAUUGCAUCGACCGCGGCGCUGGAUGACAGCAUCGAUGUGCGCUGUACCAAUGUCGGUAAAAUUCGUGGUAUUUAGUCUGUACAACGCGAUCUACUCAUUCACAGCCGCCUUGGGACUGCAUACUUUGGUGCUGGACGGUGUCUAUUAUAGAAUAGGUUCAGUGUUAAUUUAUACUGAGUUACUCCUCUCACCCAUCAUCAUCGCUAUUUACAUUCCUUCCCUGCGAGCGCUGUUGUUGCGGGUCUGCAAGUGGCCAUUCAACAAGCUAUUGAACAAAGCGCCAGCCAUAGCUGGAAAUGAAUCGGGAGAUUUGCAGAUUCCUUAA